AACAAUUAAGUGCUCGCCUCUCUAAAGGAAAAAGCUGAAAAUGAAAUGGUUUCCGUCACAUCUCUCGGUUCGUCACCCUUUCAAAUUCUGCAAGUAGAAUCAGUCAAUGGGGACGGAAAACGGCGAGCAUUUCCAAAACAAGUGUGCUUUAGGGUAGCAGUACCUGUAACUUCACUUGUUUUCUUAAAACAGCUUCAGAUCGGGGCUACAGCGCAAUCAUGUUAAGAAUAUAACACCCGGUUCGUGGAAAUAAACUUCACUUGUACGGAUCACGCAGCUUUUGGUUUAGAAACCCUGACGGCGGCUCCACAAUUGGCGUCAUUCUGCACAAACCAGGAAGCUGCAGGUUUUUUCCCCCCACAUUGAAUUACUGGAGAUCAAGCCGAACCAAGUAACACUAAUACGAGACUUAAAAGGGCCAUUCUGCCCUGAUAAAGUGUACAGUCAUUGCCGGCGUGAUUUGCUGAUACUUCGGCUGAUCGCCGCAACUUUUUUGGGGGGGGGAGUGUGAAGUCUCCGCUGACAGCUUACCUUUAUUUUGUGCUCGAUUUAAACGACCUCCCUCCGCACCCCCGGAAGACCCAACUUAGAUAAGCGACCGAAUACAAUGGAUAUACCACAUCUCACAGAAGAAGAAAUGACCGAAAUAAAAAAGGAAGCGUUGGAUAGACUUAGGCCAUACCUCUGUGACAAGAUCACAGCAGAACGGCACUUCGAUUUCUUGCGUUCGAAGAAGAUCCUGAACCGCGAGGACACCGAGGAGAUCAGCUGGAAGGUGACGAGCCGCCAGAAGACGAGCAAGCUUCUGGACUACCUGGCCGAGAACCCCAAGGGUCUGGACACCCUCAUUGAGUCCAUCCAGAACACCCGGUGCUCGGACUUCAUCAUCACCAAGAUCACCGACGAAGUCCAGAGGCUGAAGAACGAGAGGAUUGAGUCCCUCAAAGCGUCCUUCAGCGCCUUCUUGCCGACGAAAUGCACAGGGGCAACGAACGACCUCUCCCGGACAUUCUCCAGCGACUCCAAUUUUGACAAGGGCUGCGUCUCCACCCUGCUGUAUCACCCUGAGGGAGAGUGGAGUCCCUCAGUCUCUUCCACAUCGGCCUCGCUGAAUGUUCCUCACGGGUCGGCCUCAGAGGCCGCACCCCUGUGCAGCAGCAUCAUCCGUUCGGCCGCAUCCGGCCUUCCGAGGCCCGGCGAUGAUGGGGCCCCCCCGCUACCCCCCGAGCUGCAGGCGGAGGCCGAGGGAGCCUGUGGAAGCACGACAGGCAGUGACUCCGCCUUCCAGCCCUUGCGCUCACGCUGCAUCUCGCAGCCCUGCCAGAAUGCCCCCCUCCAGAGCUCCCGGUGAGGCCCCCCCAUAAGCUAGCACCCACCUCCCCAGGGAUCAGCCCACUGUGUAACCUCAUUGACAGAGGUGGAAAAUUCAACUCCAGUAGCUACAAAUCCAGAUCAAGGUUUUGUUUCAACCAACUAGUCGAGUACUCAGUGACUGUGACUCUUUAUGCUCAACUGGGCGAUUCAUUUGUAGUUACUGGACCUGAAUUUUCCACCUCUGCUCACAGGUGCUGUGCACUUUUCCAUGUCCCGCUGUCGCUUCCUUGUUUCCUGCAUUUUAUGUCUUGGACCCCAUUACCAAGGUUUGGCCUCAGUGGAAAAGGGACCUUUUUAACUGAACAGUGUGUCAACAUGGCAUGGACAUUAUACCCUUAGUAUGCACUGCAUAUAUAAACAUAGCCUCCUGGUUAUUUGAACAUGUAGCAUGUUAUGGAUUUCCAUAUUGUCUUAUAAUGGCUUUUGUUCGACCUCGACCAGGAUGCAGUACACACUGUUCACGCUACAGUAAAGAAUUUCUGAUAUCUGUACCGACGAUUAACAGUAUGUUUUUUUUUUUUUAUGUUUUGCUCCAGUUUGAAAUGUAACACAGUAGCCUUUUGUAUAAUACAGAAAAUGUAAUUCACUUCUUAAAUUUCCAUAAAUAGGGGAAAUGCAUUGGUUCUUACUUCGAACUGCUUGAUUUUUUAGUAUUGUACAUAAAACUAAUAUUUACCACAUUAUCAGCAACUCGAUAGUAAUCAACGUGGUAUUUUUAGCUAAUAGGGCAAUCUGUGAAUGAUAUAAUUUUUACAUAUGUAUUUCCAUUAUCUAGGCCACCAAGUACAACUUUAGCAUUUAACUCAGUUUUAUUUACAUAUUAACUGUGGUGUUCCUGCUUUUUCAGCGCAAACCUUGGUAAUGAAUUCAUUUGGUUAGUUGAAUGGUCUGAACCAAAUCCUGAGAAUUUUUUGGCUAUUUAUCGGGGCGAGAUGGUGUGAUUGUAGGGUCUUUGUGGGUGACCACAUUCGCCAAAGAGGUAGGCCACGAAAACAUAGCAGGGAGAUUGUAAUUAUAUUUAAAAAUGGACAUUUUUAUAGUGCAAAUUUUUAUUAUGCAUGGUGCAUUAUUACAGUUAGGUUUUGUGGUGGGUAGAUAGUAGAUUGUGUUGUAGAAUAUGCCGGAAAACCCGAACUUGGGACUCAGGCUGUCAUUACCGGCAGAAAAGCUCCCCAGCUAAUUCCCAACUCUGCUCCUCCACGGAAAGGGCCGUGUCUCACUGACGUGGAGGUGGGACUCGACCUCACCGAAGACCUUGCUGACAAAGAUCCCUGAAAUGUCUGCAGAUUGGGCUGAUUGUAGUCCCAGUCACUGAUGCUUUUGGGGGGUUGUUUCAGACGGGGACGGCCUUGUCUGGGCAGCAUACCUACAGGUUCACCUUGUUUGUGGUGUAAUUACCUGUGGGGAAUUCCUGGUAUUUACCUGAAUUAUUUUUAUUUUAUUUUGUUGGUGUCGUCAACAGCAAUAAGACGCUUGCCGUGUCUGUCAGGUGACUAUCUGCUCUGUCUUCCCUCUUAUUGUCUGGUCUUCUCAGUGUCCUCUCUUUGACUUUCAUUCCCAUGCUUACCAUUGCGUUGGAGUUUGAAAGGCCCAAGACAGCCUUGAGUGUCGUUGAGUGGGUUUGAUGAAGCACUACCUUUUGAAUUGUGAUUUUGAUGAUGUUAUGACAGUAACGGCGGGACGUGAGAUGGCAAGCCUUUGUCUGUUUUUACAGUAUUUUAAAAAAAAAAAAAAGAGAGAUUUUCUCAGUUUCUUUUCAAAGUGCUAAAAUGUGUUUGUUGCCAAGGUUUCCGUAUUUUAAAGGUGCUAGCCAGCUUGUCCCUGCGCUUUUCUGAUAAUUGUACCACCUGCGAUUUAUUGCAGCUGUCAUUGCCGUGUCUGAAUAAAAUGCAUUCAAAAGGAAAA
Molecule: messenger RNA, 3279 nt
Organism: Paramormyrops kingsleyae
Lineage: Eukaryota; Metazoa; Chordata; Actinopteri; Osteoglossiformes; Mormyridae
Gene: bcl10
Product: BCL10 immune signaling adaptor
Biological process (GO): apoptotic process; positive regulation of extrinsic apoptotic signaling pathway; adaptive immune response
Cellular component (GO): cytosol; CBM complex
Molecular function (GO): NF-kappaB binding; protein kinase B binding; transcription coactivator activity
Source: RefSeq, a predicted model, not a curated record